UGCAGACCGCAAACAGUCCACAGGGUUAAAAACCUCAGAGGUCCACGAUGAUGCCUCGUGAUGUUGUCCUGCUGCUGCUGGUUCUGUUUGGGGCGUCCAGCGGCUGCCUGCAGGACGCCCCCUCAGCCUACAAUCUGACCGGGGUUGUAUGCCGACUGACCUACCCCGCUGUUGCCGUCUUGAACGAGAAAACCACUAAAGUGAUCGAGGCGGCGUUUCAACAUGCUCGAUACCCGAGUAUGAACGGAGAGAAAUCCUUGCUGUUCAUCGGUAGAGUCCUGUACGGCCUCGACAAUUUGGAGAUUCACAACCUGUCGAUUGGUCGGAGUGCAUUCGAGCUGCUUCCGGGUGAAGGCAUUGCCAUGGAGAUCAGUAACGUAUCUGCAGUGUUUAAAGGAACCAUCCAGUAUGGAUACGGCAGCUGGCUAGUCAGCGUUGCACAAUCACUUGACUUUGAGAUCGAGUCUCAGAUUGAUCUCGGAAUCAACCCCAAACUUUACUGUGGUGAAGGUAAAGUGGCAGCAGAUACCUCUGACUGUUACCUGAACUUCCACAAACUUCACCUUCACCUGCAGGGAGACAAAGAGCCAAACUGGCUGAAGAAGCUCUUCACCGACUUCAUCACCUUCACCGUGAAGCUGGUCAUCAAAGGACAGAUCUGCAAGGAGAUCAACAAGGUGGCCAAUAUCCUGGCCGACUUCAUACAGGAACGGGCAGAACACUUCCUGAGCGACGGAAACAUCAGCGUGGAUGUCGGCGUGACGACGGCUCCUGUUAUUACCGCAAACUACAUCGAGUCCUAUCACAAGGGUUUGACCCACUACAACAACACGACUGCUGUGAUCAGCGACUCCGGUUUCCAUCCCAGUCAGCUGACCGAACACAGGAUGCUCUACUUCCGGCUCUCAGAUCACAUGUUGAAUCCGAUGCUCACCGCCGCCCACCAAGAUGGCCGCUUCCAGCUGAACGUCUCCGGAGACGAACUCGCUAACGCGUUCCAGAGCAACCUGUCCAGCAGCACACCUGAGUUCAUCACGCAGUGUUUGGCCGAUCCGUCGUCCUCGGAGCUCAGGGUUUGGAGCUCCUCCGUUCCCCGUCUGAACACGACCAGCGCCGGUUCCACCGUCUGGGCUCAGGCCUCCGCAGAGCUCCGCUGUGGAACCGAAGGAACGCCGACGCUCUCCUUCCAGACGGAUGUGGUCGUCGAUGUUACGGUUUCUUACUCUGAGAAGAAACUCUUCAUGCAGGGAGACGUCAGACAAAUCUCGCUGAUCAGAGCCGAGCUGCCGUUAAACGAUCAGCUGCUGCAGGAUGAGAAGCAACAAGAGUUCAUCAGAGAAGCUGUGAAGAAAGUCGGAGUUCCUAAAGUCCUGUCUGGUGAGAAACGCUUUUGA
Molecule: messenger RNA, 1394 nt
Organism: Stegastes partitus (bicolor damselfish)
Lineage: Eukaryota; Metazoa; Chordata; Actinopteri; Pomacentridae
Gene: cetp
Product: cholesteryl ester transfer protein, plasma
Exons: 15
Coding region: 48-1394 (448 amino acids)
Biological process (GO): low-density lipoprotein particle remodeling; phospholipid homeostasis; very-low-density lipoprotein particle remodeling
Cellular component (GO): high-density lipoprotein particle
Molecular function (GO): cholesterol binding; cholesterol transfer activity; triglyceride binding
Source: RefSeq, a predicted model, not a curated record